Molecule: messenger RNA, 542 nt
Organism: Helicoverpa zea (corn earworm)
Lineage: Eukaryota; Metazoa; Arthropoda; Insecta; Lepidoptera; Noctuidae
Product: NADH dehydrogenase [ubiquinone] 1 alpha subcomplex subunit 6-like
Exons: 3
Coding region: 88-462 (124 amino acids)
Biological process (GO): response to oxidative stress
Source: RefSeq, a predicted model, not a curated record
UGUCAUUUAACUGUCAUGUCAAAGUCAAAUCAAAUCAAAACAUUUUCGGUCGAAGUUACAACGCGAGUAUAUAAUAUUUAAUAAAACAUGUCUGGAGGGCAAGCUAUUAAAGUAGGCACUAAAAUCGUAAAGCCGGUACUCUCCCUAAAUCAUGGAGAGGCUAGAAUGCGAGUGCUGAACCUCUACAAGGCUUGGUAUCGCCAAAUCCCGUACGUUAUUAUGGAGUAUGAUAUACCUAAGAGUGAAGAACAAUGCCGCGCUAAGCUGAAGGAAAUGUUCAUGAAAAACAAAGAUGUAACCGACAUCAGAGUUAUUGACAUGCUUGUCAUAAAGGGCCAGAUGGAACUGAAGGAAACCGUAAACAUGUGGAAACAGAAGGGCCACGUGAUGGCCUACUUCAAGCCAACCGAGGAACCUAAACCUAAAGAUUUCCUUUCUAAAUUCUUCAAUGGAAAUGAAUAAACUGUUACAAUCUAGCAAAUGUAAAUAGUUCUACCAUCUAAGUUUAAACCAUGUUACAAAAUAGAGAAUUCAAAUCAUAA